Molecule: messenger RNA, 2639 nt
Organism: Rhopilema esculentum
Lineage: Eukaryota; Metazoa; Cnidaria; Scyphozoa; Rhizostomeae; Rhizostomatidae
Product: pleckstrin
Biological process (GO): intracellular signal transduction; actin cytoskeleton organization
Cellular component (GO): plasma membrane
Source: RefSeq, a predicted model, not a curated record
UUAGAUUAGCCUCCCAAACCAUUAGGAGGCAGCGAAACCAGGAAGAGAUUAUCAAUGCUGUUUGCUUUGCAGUGUUGGUAUAGUCGCCGGUAAGGGUACUCUAAAAUGCUUGAAAUUUGAGCUGAUGAGUUUAGCUAAGACAGGAAACUUAACGUAGCUAGCCAAGCAAAAAUGGGUUUGGUUUUAGGACGAACAUUCCAUACUCUGCCUUGAUCAAUGAUCUUUCUACGUUCACGCCCCCCAAAUUGAAAUGGACGACAUACCACCAAAAAGUAAUAGAAUAAUCAAGGAGGGAGUUCUAGUAAAGAAGGGACAUAAACGCCACAACUGGAAAUCAAGAUGGUUUGUUCUUUCAGAAGAUGGUUUAUAUUACUACAAAUCUAAAAAGGAUACAUCUCUAAAAGGUGAUAUCAAUUUAAGAGGAUGCUGCAUUAUUUCUCCUUGCCCUGAAUACACCAAAAAGGAUUGCGUGGUCAGACUUAUUGAGCACAAUGGAAGGGAGUUUCUUAUACAAUGUGGAGAUAAACAAAUCCAGGAUGAAUGGACAAAAGCAAUAGCAGAAGUGAUCAGAAACCUAGAAAUGAUAACUGAAUCAGAAAAGGGAGAAGCAGAAUGUACAGAAAAACAUUUACUCGAUGAAGAAAUAUCAGAUGCCCAAAGUAUAUUUGAAAGCAAAGUGACAUAUUCGGAACUGCUUGAUGCAAUGCAAGACAGUGAGGCAGGGGUCCCUUUGCAAAGUUUUGAAAUCGACCAGUUUAUGUAUAAACUCUGUUUUACAGGCAAAGACGUCAUUGAUUGGCUGCUGCACUGGGAUUUUGUGAAAACACGAUCAGAAGGAGCCAUAGCCUGCGGGGAAUUGUUAGAGAAAGCUCAUCUGCAUCCAGUUGGACCUUUGAGCAGAACAUCAGUGAAACGAAAAGAUGCCAGAAGGAAGUUCUGUGAUGAUGUUCAAGCACUCUAUCGAUUUUCUGCCCUUACAAAGGGUGAUGACAGUUUGGAUAUGAUUUUCGAAGAUGACUCGAGUGAUUCAGAGGAAGAAUCGUCGACCACUGAUUCGCUUUCUGAGAGUGACAUCGGAUACAUUGUCAAAGAAGGUUUUCUCUUGAAAAAGGGUCAUUUGAGACACAACUGGAAAAUCCGAAACUUUAUCUUAAGCGAAAAUCCACUUGGUAUGAUGUAUUUCAAACCAUCAAAGCCAAAAACUCCUCAAGGCCGAAUUUCACUUGAUGGCAGUAAACUCUUUGAUAACGUUAAUGAAAAGCUAGAAAAAGAUGCACAGUGCAUCCAGGGUGGUUGCAUGAAAGCAGCAUCAUUGAAGGGCUAUCGUCACCAAUUUGACAUUGAGACGAAAAAGGGAGUUCUGUAUCAGCUUAAAGCCGACAGCGAGCUGGAGAAAAAAGACUGGGUUGAAAGCAUAAGGUUGUCCUGUCAGAGAGAAAGUGGGCGCUGUUUUUCUAUUUAACGUCGAUGUAAUUUAUAGAAAGUAUUAUGCAGUAAACAGAAAAAGAUUGCUGUGAAACUGACGAUGAAGUUGGAUUUUUAUGGGGGAAUAGUUAUCUUAAAAGCGGUACAUUAAAAGUUAUGGGGGUAAUUGCCAGGGUACGUCAGGCAGUUAAAGUGACAUGACAACCAUGGCUACUGUUAGCAAUCGUAAGUAUAACGUCUUUAAAUUAAUCAGUACUUAUAACUGGAUUGGUCAGUUGACAGUUGAUGAGAAACUGCUAGAAUUCAGUACCAGAUCUCUGCGUGUAAACGCACCGGAACAAGAACCUUAACUUUCGUCGCUUGGGCCCUAGGCCGCUCUGCUCUAGAGGUGUACGUACGCACAAGGACCGCGGAUCAUAUUAUAGAUUGAGGGGGCUAAAACAUUUUUUGUUGGAGGGGGGCUAGACAUUCUUAAAACUCAGAGCAGGAGGAUUUGUGGUAUGACUUUAACUACAUUUUGGAAUAUUAUUGGGUAGGCUAAAGCCCCCGUAGCUCCCCCUUCCUUCCGCGGUCCCUGCUUACGCAAGGUACUUAUUCUUAUGUAUUUAUCAAUGUCGUUAGAAUGCCAAGAAGAUUCCAAGGCCGUCCGCCCUUGUGCCUAGACUAUCAAAAAAUGGUAAUAAUAUGCUCUAAAGCAACGCAUAAAGGCUUACCUUUUUUGUUCCUUUGAAACUCCUAUACACUCAUUUUUUAAUAAGAAACAAAAGUCAACGGCAAGUACUCCAACUUCUUACUCUCUAGAAAAUUCCAAUACUCAUUGUUUCUUAAGGUUUUCUGAAUUACAAUUUCCUUAACUAUAACAUUCAGGGUCCGUACCCUAGUGGAUUUUGAUGAGGUUCCCAACUGGCUUUUUCUAACAAAUAAGGAAUGCAAAGAAAUACCGAUUUUAUAAUUACGCCAAUGUAGCUAUAACUUAAUUAUCAGUUGGUUGCUUGAAUUAUUGUCAUAUUUUGUAACCAUAUUUACAAACGUUGAGCAGGUUAUAUACAAAGAAACAUUUUUUUUCAAUUAUUUCCGUGUCAUUAAUAAUCUCCGUGUUUUUAGGGAAGGAAUAUUUAAGUUUAAAUCUAGAAUAUAUGCAGUAAAUUGUAAGUGAGGUGCGUAAAAUUUAGCUGCUUCGUUUAUCAAAGUUUUGAAUUACAAAAUUAUGGGGA